This is a messenger RNA of Trichoplusia ni (cabbage looper), 4046 nucleotides long. RefSeq names its product mevalonate kinase (gene Mk). Gene Ontology annotation, molecular function: ATP binding; mevalonate kinase activity. The coding region runs from base 525 to 1763 and encodes 412 amino acids. NCBI's taxonomy places the organism in Eukaryota, Metazoa, Arthropoda, Insecta, Lepidoptera, Noctuidae. Gene Ontology annotation, biological process: isoprenoid biosynthetic process; cholesterol biosynthetic process. The transcript is spliced from 8 exons. Gene Ontology annotation, cellular component: cytoplasm. The record is from RefSeq and is a predicted model, not a curated record.
GACGGUUCGUCUUCGGCCAUGCUGAUGAUUUACGAGCGAGCCAACAAGACGCCCACAAGCGCGCCGCCGGUCAUUCGGCCGCAUCCGCGUAUAGCGCGGGAAGUCAAGUCAGUCGUCGGACUUGGCGGGCCGCGGUCGGUGCACGCCGCUGCACGUAUCCAAACGCGUUCGAUAAAAAAAUAUAUCGUGUAAUAGACAAAGUGAUUCGUGAUUUGUGUGAACAGUUUGUUUUUUACAGUGAUAAGAAUUAGGAAGUGACGGAUGAUAGUGACGGCUGCGGAGCCAAGUUCACAGCUCUGAUCGUGUCCGACAAGUUCCAAGGGAAGCCGUUGCUUGCCAGGCAUAGAUUGGUGAACACAGUGCUUCAAGAAGAAUUGAAGAGCAUACACGCAUUCACGCAAAAGACGCUAACGGUCGAACAGUGGAACGCGCAGAAGUCUUGAAAUGUAAUUUGGAAAUAAUAAUGAAGUAGAACAAAUUAUAUGUUGUUUUUAUUGGUUCCUUGCGUGUAAAGAAUUGCAAAAAUGUUGAACGGAAUAGAUAAUUUGUACACAGUAAGUGUGUCGGCCCCGGGUAAAGUGAUCCUGCAUGGGGAGCACUCGGUGGUGUACGGGAAGACCGCGGUGGCCGUCAGCCUGGGACUCAGGAGCUCCAUCGUUAUUAAGGAAGUAAACUGCCAUGUGGAGCCGACGAUACGCAUCCACCUGCCCUGCGUCGGGCUAGAAGAAACACUACCACUAGAGCCAACAGUCAGAAUUCUAUUCCAUCCUAAGUUAGAACCAGGUAUCACAGGGAAAUUCUCUUGGAGAUUGCCCGACAAAAUAGACCAUGAAAGUCACUUGCGAAGGGUGGAUGAAUUCUUGCACCAAAUCAGGCCAAACUUCGACGCAUUACAAAACAAUCAGAAGAACUCCUUACGCAGCUUCCUAUACGUUUUUUCUGGAAUAUUCGGCAGUACCACUCUCCCGGUCAAGUCGAUGGAGAUCUCGUUAGGGUCAGAGCUCACUAUCGGAGCUGGUACCGGCAGCUCAGCUUCGUUUGCCGUCUGUCUAGCAGGAGCGUUGAUCCAACUCCUCAAACUGAAGAUGUCGACGGGAUUCGACGCGUUUUAUGACCAAACGAGUGAAGACUUUAAUAUGAAUGAGAGAGAAAUCAUAUCUGAGUGGGCGUACAACUGUGAGAGGAUAAUGCACGGGAUCCCUUCAGGUAUAGACAACGCAACGUGCACAUUCGGUUCGCUGGUUUCGUUUAAGAAAGGCAGCAAGCCACGUCACUUGGACAUCAAGAUGGACCUGCGGGUGUUGCUGGUGGACUCCAGGGUGUCCCGGGAGACCAGGGCCCAGGUCCUGAAGGUCGCAGUGCUGCGGCAGAGGAACACCGCCGCCGUCGACCAUAUACUAGAUGCCUGUGAUCAUGUAGCUCAUACAGCCACGCAGGUUUUGGAAAAACUCUCCAGUGGCAAGUGUGAAAUAAAUAUGGAGGCAGAAUAUCAGCAUUUAGCAGAGCUGUGGGACAUGAACCACUGCUUGCUGGCCGCGCUGGGCGUGUCGCACCCGGCGCUCGAGGCGAUACGCGGCGCCGCGCGGGCGAAGGGACUCGCCUGCAAACUUACUGGAGCCGGCGGUGGCGGAUAUGCGAUGGUGUUGAUCCCGCCAUCGACGCCGCGGUCCACAGUAGACUCCCUCACGGGCCAGCUUUUAGAAAAUGGGUUCCGAGUGAAGGAAACGCGUCUCGGCGGGCCCGGCGUGUCCAUCGAGAUGUGACGUCGAGCCCCUGGCAAGCGCCCGCGGAUCGCAUAGCCACGGUCCCCUUUCACUUGCUAUCUAAUUUAAAUAUAAGGACUAUCGGACAACAGUCGCUCAACAGUUCAACCACUGUUGGACGACUGUUGCCUGACUGCUAAGCGAUAGUUGUGAAUUGGCAGCAAACUUCUUCAGGAGUUAUUUAAGUGUAUAUUAAUGCAGUUGUUUAAUAAAGUUAUUGUUUAUUAUGACAACUGAUGACCUGUCCGAAGGACUGGGAGACGGUUUGCGAAUAAUACGAUUAUGUAAGUGUCGCAAGCUACAGUAUUAAUGGGAUGGACAUGGAGUGGGUGGGAGAGGGUUACGAUGUAAAGAGUGCGCAAUGCAUGGGUGAAGAGUAAACCUCUUGGAACGUUUUUAUAUUUAGGGAAAAGCGAACAUAACGCUUUGAAUAUCAAGAAAGGCAUAACAUUGCCUUUAGUAUAAAUAAAACCGUUUUACAAAACUUGUAAAUGUGUAAAAACUUGUGUGAAUGUUACUUUAGUAAUCAGAAACGAUUAUGAGAAGUAUUAUGGAUUCGUGACUCUAUUUGUCAUGCAGAGGUUGUUCAACUAUCCUACGAUAUUUUCUACCUCUAUACUUAAGGCCCUUGUAAUGACACUUGUGUCACAACAGUUGCGCAACUAUUUUAGUAGCUCAAAUAAAUGUUCUAAGCAAAUUGGUUUCUCUAUGCGUAAAUCUACGCGAGAUAUAUUUACAUAGGCCUCGAGAAUCUUGCAUUUGAAUACGACGAUGUUAUAUCAAUUCUUAAUAUUGUUAUAAUCUAUAUUGCCGUUAUUAUCGGUAUAUAUGUUAUAUGUAUUAUUAAAACAUGCAGUAAAACUAUUAAACUUUAUCAAAAUUGCACUGCCAAACUCGUUGAACUAUUUACAAUGGAAUAGCAUUGAAUUUCGACAAAUGAUUUCAGUGGUUUAUCUAACAUUUGCCCAGUUAUAACGAGACAAUCGUUUAGGGUUUGAUGAUAAUUGACCCUAUGUAUUCCACAAAGAAAACAGGAAUAUGUAACUGUAAAAGUCGAAUACGGUAUCAAAGAUAAAAAUACAUGAUAUCUGAUCAAAUGGAUGUACGGAACCAGGUUUGAUUUACACAUGUAACGCAGCAUUUUAAACUUGAAAAAAAAUGUGGCAAUUUUGAUGAUGUUCUUUUAAUUUUGGUUUCUAGCAAUGAUUUAUGUUUUAAAUGAUAUUAUAUUUAUUAUAGAUUAGUUGUUAGUUAGUUACAUGUAGUGUACCCACCUUUUUCUUCGCAUAAUGUUUAUUACGGGUGUUUAUGAGUUUGUGGUCUCAAACUGACAUUUAGAAAAAAACAAAUAACGUAUAGAGUUUUUGUUUCACUUACACUAAUCUCUACUUAUAUGUGCAAGAAAGAGAUCGGAAUAAGAAUUGAUGUAAUGCGUAAGACGCGUUCUAAAAUCGUUUCUGUUCCGGUCUUUGGUGCAUUUCUUGGUGAAGUGCCUCUUUGUGACCACAAAAUAUAUUGUUUCAUUAUAUAAAUGGUAAUUGCUGCAAAUAUUGUUAUGAAUGGUCCUUAAUAUAAACACGGAAAUAUAAAUAAAAAUCGAAUAAUAUUUAUAAACGUAUUUUGUUGUUAUUCAAUAAUUGCGCUUUAAUAAAAAGCUUUUGAAAAACAAAAUUUAUUGAUUUAGUAUAAAAAAUGUCUUUUGGCACCUCAAAUAUUUUGUGGUCUUGAAAAUAUGUAAUUAAUGUAUGCGCUAAAAACUACAAGAUUUAUACUUUCCUCGACGUUAAUGCACACACGAAUAAGUAGCUAUGUAAGUGUGUGAUGCUUAUGACGUAACAAUUUUAUGUGUCUGUGUAUUCUGCGUGACAAUCGGGACUUAAUUAAAUCUAUAUCAUGCCUGUCUUCCAUGAGACUGCUAUUCGUUAUUAUUCCAAUGCAAUUGUGAUAAAAAUAUAACAUACUGAUUAUUUCAAAACUAACACAAUAUGUAAAACCUUUUUGGUACGGGGCCAGUGUUGCUAGCUAUCAGUCUCAUUCUUUCCGCUUUCAGUUAAAAUGAUUUGUAUAACUUGGCAACACUAAACGAGACAUCGAAUUGAUGACGUCUCAUAGGACAUUCCUAGAAUAUUGAAAGAUUUCAACCUUGGGUAUUAGCGUUUCAUAUUAGUAAUUAUUUAAUAUGUAAAAUAAGUAGGUAUGUGUUUAUAUUGUCGCGCUCAAUAAUUUAGUGUUAAUUGGUGCUGAAUAAAAAUAAUGAAAUGUAUUUUAGAAACGUUGAGUAAA